Molecule: messenger RNA, 1673 nt
Organism: Lotus japonicus
Lineage: Eukaryota; Viridiplantae; Streptophyta; Magnoliopsida; Fabales; Fabaceae
Product: S-adenosylmethionine decarboxylase proenzyme 4-like
Exons: 1
Coding region: 341-1387 (348 amino acids)
Biological process (GO): spermine biosynthetic process; spermidine biosynthetic process
Cellular component (GO): cytosol
Molecular function (GO): adenosylmethionine decarboxylase activity
Source: RefSeq, a predicted model, not a curated record
UGGAUACUAAAUCCAUUUCCUGUUGCUGUCUGUGAUGGAAUUAAGAGAAGAUUGAGCUCAAAAAAACAUGACAAAAUCUUUGCAUAUCAUCAUCCUAUUCACUUCAUUAUGCCUAGAAUCAUGAUUCAUUCUUGGUUCCAUCACUCGCGUGCUCCCUUCUAAACACCCUCUCUCACUCUCACUCUAGCUAAUGCUCCAUCACCCGCGUGCUCACACCCUCACUCUAACUCACACACACCUAUAAAUACCGACCACCCCCACACCAUUCUCUCACCUCAAUCGCUUCCCCUACCAAUUAACAAGAAGCCCUGUUUUCCCCUGUUUUCCUCUGUUUCCCAAAAUGGCACACUCUGGUUUUGAAGGCUACGAGAAGCGAUUGGAGCUCCAUUUCUUCGGAGAUGAUCCAACCAUCCUCCAAAUGGGUCUGAGAAAGCUUGACUUUGAAUGCAUGAUACAACCAACUCUGGAAGCUGUCCAAUGCACGGUGGUUUCCGCCGUCGGAAACUCGUACUUUGAUGCCUAUGUGUUAUCAGAAUCAAGCCUCUUUGUCUACCCAACCAAGAUCAUCAUCAAAACCUGUGGCACCACACAGCUUCUCAAAUCCAUUACCCCAUUGAUCUUCUACGCUCACACUCACCUAGGCCUCACACUCUGCUCUUGCCGCUACACCAGAGGAUCCUUCAUCUUCCCUGAAUCACAACCAUUCCCUCACACCUCCUUCGAAGAAGAAGUCACCUACUUGGAAAACACCAUCCCUGAAAACCUGUCCCUCAGAAAAGCCUCCAUCAUGCCAUCAAAAUCUUCCUCCCAUUCAUGGCAUGUUUUCACCGCCACAAACAACCCUCCCCUGUUUCACUACGAAAGCCAUCCCUACACCAUGGAGAUCUGCAUGACCGACCUCGACCCCACCCUCGCCCGGAAAUUCUUCCAGCGUCCCGGAGAUGGAAAGUCCGGCAGCUCCGCCGGAAAAGACAUGACGGAGCUCUCCGGCAUCAAUGAAAUCAACAGAAACGCACUCAUAUGCGAUUUUGCAUUUGAUCCGUGUGGCUACUCAAUGAAUAGCAUGGAUGAGGAUUGGUAUUCCACCAUUCACGUCACCCCUGAAGAUGGUUACAGCUAUGCAAGCUUCGAAUGCGCAGGGUCCAUGUCAAUGAACGAAAACAUGGUUCACAUGUUGAGGAAGGUGGUUCAGAUUUUCCGGCCAGGGACUAUGUCGGUGUCCACAACGACAACCAGUGGCUGCGGUGAUGAGGCGUGGAGGAAGGUGGUGGCGGGUGCGGUGGAGCCAAUGGGGUUGAAAUGCAGGAGUUUUGCGGUGGAUCAGUUUCCGGCAGCAGGUAGUGUUGUCUUUCAAACGUUUACGGCUCUUCGCCGGAAAAGUGAAUAGAAAAGAAGAUAGUUUUAGUUGAGAAUUUUAGUGGUGUGUAUACGUGGCAUAAUGUGAUUGGUUAAGGUCAAUGAUGAAUAUUGUUGGGUUGACUUGUUUAGAAAGUUAGAACAAGUUGGGUUCGGGAAAAGAAAGUGAUGGAGGUUGGGAACUUGGGAUACUGAUUAUGAUAAUGCACCCCACUUAGGUUUGUCACGCCUAAGAAUUUUGAGAUGCAUUGUGUAGUGGAUAUAAAAGUGCUCUUGUUCAUUGUUGAGGUUUAAAUUCAACUUUCAUUUUCUUCUUA